Molecule: messenger RNA, 1201 nt
Organism: Oncorhynchus kisutch (coho salmon)
Lineage: Eukaryota; Metazoa; Chordata; Actinopteri; Salmoniformes; Salmonidae
Product: lipoma-preferred partner homolog
Exons: 7
Coding region: 373-1014 (213 amino acids)
Biological process (GO): cell-cell adhesion
Cellular component (GO): focal adhesion; stress fiber
Source: RefSeq, a predicted model, not a curated record
UACGUGUCUGCUCAGCAACGAGGCCCUGACUCGGCCUACGGGCCCCCUCAGCCACGAGGCCCUGACUCGGCCUACGGGCCCCCUCAGCCAGGCUCCGUCCCUCAGCCAGGCUUCGCCCCUCAGCCAGGCUCUGCACCACAAGAACAGGCCUACCCUGGACCAGGAGGGUACAGGGGAGAACCAGAAAACACCUGGAGAACCCAGCCUAGCCAUACUGCUGCUCCUACCCAGCAGGGCUUCCCACAACCUGUCCCUAAGAAGACCUACAUCACUGACCCUCCUGCCAGCCUGGUGCCUCCUGUACACCUCGCCCCACAGAAGGCUCCCAGCGGUGCCAGGCCUGAGGAAGAACUGGAGCGUCUCACCAAGAAGAUGCUGUAUGACAUGGACAACCCUCCGACUGAGGAGUACUUUGGGCGGUGUGCCAGCUGUGGGGAUAAUGUGGUGGGUGAGGGUACCGGCUGUACCGCCAUGGACCAGGUCUUCCACGUGGACUGCUUCAUCUGCAUGACCUGCAGUGGCAGGCUGCGCGGUAAACCCUUCUACGCCGUGGAGAAGAAGGCCUACUGCGAGCCCUGCUACAUCAACACCCUGGAGUCCUGUAACAUCUGCAGUAACCCCAUCAUGGAGCGUAUCCUGCGGGCUACAGGGAAGGCCUACCACCCACACUGCUUCACCUGUGUGGUGUGUCAACGCAGCCUGGACGGUAUCCCCUUCACUGUGGACGCUGCCAACCACAUCCACUGCAUCGACGACUUCCACAAGAAGUUUGCCCCUCGUUGCAGUGUGUGUUCUGAGCCCAUCAUGCCAGCUCCAGGCCAGGAAGAGACUGUUCGUAUCGUGGCCUUGGAUCGAGACUUCCACGUGCAGUGUUACCGCUGUGAGGACUGUGGGUCUCUGCUGUCUGAAGGGGACAACCAGGGUUGUUACCCCCUGGACACACAUGUCCUCUGUAAGAGCUGUAACACCAGCCGUAUCCAGGCCCUCACCGCCAAGGCUACCACUGACCUCUGAACCCAAGAUACCCUGCUACCCCGCCAAGGCUACCACUGACCUCUGAACCCAAGAUACCCUGCUGUUCCCGCAAUCUGCUCCCAUAGCCCUGCCUGGCUGGCUGCAGCACGCACACACGCACGCACGCACACACACACACACACACACACACACACACACACACACACACACACACACACACACACAC